AUGAAACUACCCAUCAUUGCCCUCGCUCUUCUUCUCUCCUCGGUGGUGGCCGAAGUCACCGAGGACCAGGCGGUCCUGGACACCCUCACGGCCCCCAGCAUUUCCACCAGCAACCCCGCAGCAAACGCUCUUCUGGAUCUUCUCCAAGAGCAGGCCGGUGUUCUGAGCACCAAAAACAAUGGUGCUGGCAACAUCUCCAUCGAUCGCACCAUGAUCAUCGGCUACGCCAGCAACGACCCUAACUCCCAGAGCCGAUUGCCUGGUUUCCUCAGACGACAGCAAAUGUACGGCCAGCACCAGUGGGAAUCCACCUGUGGACCUGAAGACUGGAGAGAUAUCAUUUCUCUCGACAACCCCCAGUCGGUCAAGGAAGCCUACGACUGGUACUUUUAUGAAAUUGGAAAACACGAGCCUCAGUACACUGAUCUCAUGUACGAACAGACCGUCUAUGACGUGUACAUGAUGUGGGCUGCCCAGAAUGGUGCCGACGAGGCUGAGCAAACAGGCUCAGAGCUGAUUCUCAAUUGGCCUCCUACAGGCACUUGUGGAGAGGGCUCCUCUGCUGAAUCUGAUUCUUCCUCCGUUGAACCCUCUGGCGCUUCUGAUAUGCCUGUCACUACCGAUUACACCAACACUCAUAUUCCUCUCGAGACUGAGGUCCCUUCUAUUGAGCCUUCGGUUGAGCCUUCUGCCGAGCCUACUUCUGAGCCUGUCUACGGAAGUCCUUCAGUUCAGCCUUCCGUGGAGCCUUCUGCAGAGCCUACUUCUGAGCCUGUCUACGGAAGUCCUUCAGUUCAGCCUUCCGUGGAGCCUUCUGCAGAGCCUACUUCUGAGCCUGUCUACGGAAGUCCUUCAGUUCAGCCUUCCGUGGAGCCUUCUGCAGAGCCUACUUCUGAGUCUGUCUACGGAAGUCCUUCAGUUCAGCCUUCUGUUGAACCUACUGACGCCCCUGUUUCCAAUGAGACCCCUGCUUCCACUGAUGCUGCUUCUGUCGAGCCUACUUACAUUCCAUCCGUUGAGCCCACCCCUACCCCCACUGAUACCGAGAUCGAUAUCCCUCCCGCUACUGACAGCUCAGCUGCCCCCUCAGACCACCCCUCCACAGCCGAGCCUGAUUUCACUGCCGCUCCUACCGCUACUUCCGCUCCUGUUGAGCUCGGAACCACUCUUUCUGAUGUCCAGACCACCCUAGACUCACUGCUGACCAACAUGCCCGACUCUGCUGAACUCAAGCAGCUUGUCAGUGAUGCCUCUGCUACCCUGGCUAGCAUUGAGAGCCAACUUUCUGGCACCCUGGCUAAGCGAGACGAAAAGGCCGAUCUGGCGGUUAACGUAGCUACCCUUCUGGAACAGCUCAAGGCAAUUGCUGCUCUUGUUGAGACCGUGGAGGACAAGUCCGCCGAGCUGCAGGCUGAUCUGGACAAUCUCAAUGCUCAGAUUGCUGAGCUGGAAGCUUGGCUGGAUGAGAAUGCCCCCGAGGUCACCUCUACUGAGACUGAGGCUCCUGUUGAGACUGCUUCGGAGACGGCUUCUGAGACUGACGCUCCUGCUUCUGAGACUGACGCUCCUGCUGAGACUGUUUCUGAGACUGACGCUCCUGCUGAGACUGUUUCUGAGACUGGCACUCCCGUUGAGACUGCUUCUGAGACUGACUCUCCUUCCGUCACUGAAGCUCCUUCCGUCACUGAAGCUCCUUCCGUCACUGAAGCUCCUUCCGUUACCGACGCUCCUGUCACUGACUGUGAGACCGACCUCGUGUCUUCCAUCCCUGCUAACAUCUCUGCCCCCCUUGUGACUGAGAUUGAGACCCUGUCCACCACUCUGACCACCACCCAAACUGUCACAUACUGCGAGGAGGAGAACGUUUGCACCAAUACUGUUGUCACUCUGACAACCUGUGUGCCCAUUACCCACACCGUCACCGUUUGUGACACUGUCAUUGAUGGCAAGACCGUCACCGUGACUGUUCCAUGCGAAAUCGAGACCGAGUACGUCACUGCCGAAACCACCGUUGUUGGCACCACCGAGAUUGUUUCUCAGCCCGUUGAGACCAUCCCCGUCUCUCAGCCCGUUGAGACUGCUCCUCCCGUUGUCGUCGAGUCCACUCCCUUCAACAACAUCUCUUGGACCAUCCAGUCCACUACCGCCCCCGCCACAGCCCCAGUCCCUGUUGAGACCUCCCCCGUCACCGUCGAGACUCUUCUGACCACCCAGACCAUUGUUGAGGAAGAUUAUACCACCACCAUCACCGGAACCGUCGUUGUGACCCGAAUCAUCGUCACUCCUACAUCUACUCCUGCUGUCGCUACGCCGCUUGAGCCCGUUCCUACUCCUGUUGACUCCACUCCCGUUGUGCCUGUUCCUACAGCCGCCAACAUCACUGAGAUUCUCCCUGUUCCUUCGAACCCGGUCCAGGGUAACUUCACGACAUUUGUGCCUAUUCCUACCCAGGCCAAUAUCACUCAGUUUGUGCCCGUGCCUUCCGACGUCACCCAGGCUAACUCUGGUAAGAAGCUCACCGUCGGAGCUCUCAUUCUCCUUCCUCUACUCAUGUUGUAA
Yarrowia lipolytica CLIB122 is the source of this 2559-nucleotide messenger RNA. NCBI's taxonomy places the organism in Eukaryota, Fungi, Ascomycota, Dipodascomycetes, Dipodascales. The record is from RefSeq and is a predicted model, not a curated record.